Molecule: messenger RNA, 862 nt
Organism: Zonotrichia albicollis (white-throated sparrow)
Lineage: Eukaryota; Metazoa; Chordata; Aves; Passeriformes; Passerellidae
Source: RefSeq, a predicted model, not a curated record
CCAGUGUCCCUCCCUCAGCACUGCCAGCAGCACCUGUCCCCACGCUGUCCCUGCCCUCUCUCCUGCAGGCACCUGCCUGCGCCUGUACUCGGAGGCCUUUGAGCAGCGCAUGCCCCCCAGCCCUGCACCCCAGGUCAGUGAGACCAGCCUGAGCCGCCUGGUGCUGCUGCUGAAGCGCCUGGACAUCGCUGACAUGGGCCAGUGUGACUUCCUUGACCGCCCAGCCCCUGAGUCGCUGAUGCAAGCUCUGGAGGACCUGGACUACCUGGCAGCCCUGGAUGAUGAUGGGAAUCUGUCGGAGGUUGGGAUCAUCAUGUCAGAGUUCCCCCUGGACCCGCAGCUGGCCAAGGCCCUCAUUGCCUCUUGCGAGUUUGACUGCGUGGAGGAGAUGGUCAGCCUGGCUGCCAUGCUCACAGCAUCGCCCUGCUUCGUGCCCCUGUCCACAUACCUGGAGGAGGCUGUGGCGCUGCGCCGGCGGGCGCUGCUGCACCCCAACGGGGACCACUUCACCCUCAUCAACAUCUUCAAUGCCUUCCAGCAGCGUGAGUGGGGCAGGGGCUGGGGGGCUUCACCCCUGUGGGCAUCCCACAGAUGCCUCUGUGUCCCCUGUUGUGUCCUCAUGUGUCCCUGCCCUGGAGCUACAUUCUUGAUGCCAUCCUAGUGCCCAGCCUGGCUGGGGAGGAUCUGCGGGUCCCAGCUCUAGCCUGGGGGCUCAGUCCCUGUCACCACUGGGUGAAGGGGUCACAGACAGGGGAACAGCAGUGUUUUUGUGUUCCCCAAGGCCCCACCCCAGCGGGCUCCCUGCUCACCUGUCCCCACCCCAUGGCACCACUGUCCUGUCUCCAUAUGAUGGCCCCCACUG